AUGGGGAAGGCGGAAGCCGUUAUUAAAAAUGAGAUUCCCAACUGCUGGGAAUGCCCCAAGUGCAAACGGGAAGGGAAAUCCACCAAGCCGGAGCGGGCCCCCCUGCCCCUGGACAGCGGCUCGGACCACGUCAUGCAGCGCGAUGUCUGGCUGGCUGUCUUCCAGCACCUCAGCUACCGCGAGCUCUGCGUCUGCAUGCGCGUGUGCCGGACCUGGAGCCCCAGCUGCAGUAACCACGGGCAUCGCUGGGGGUGCUGUGAUAAGCGCCUGUGGACCCGCAUUGACCUGAGCCGCCGAAAAUCAAUCACCCCGUCUAUGCUGAGCGGCAUCAUCCGCCGGCAGCCGGCCAGCCUGGACCUCAGCUGGACCAACAUCUCCAAGAAGCAGCUCAUGUGGCUCAUCAACAGGCUGCAGGGCCUGCGGGAGCUGGUCCUGACGGGCUGCUCGUGGUGCUCCGUCUCGGCGCUCAGCACCGCCAGCUUCCCUGCACUGCGGCUGCUUGACCUGCGCUGGAUCGAGGACGUGAAGGACUCGCACCUCCGGGAGCUGCUGCUGCCCCCCACAGACAGCAAGCCAGGUGGGGAUGAGGGGGUGCUGUGAUGU
Messenger RNA from Pelodiscus sinensis (Chinese soft-shelled turtle), 603 nucleotides. NCBI's taxonomy places the organism in Eukaryota, Metazoa, Chordata, Testudines, Trionychidae. The record is from RefSeq and is a predicted model, not a curated record.